AAAAAAAAAAAAAAACAAGGAUACUAGCAGCAGAGGACAAACAAAAAUUAACAGCAGAAAAUGCUUGAAACCGUAAAAUACCUGAUCGGCUCCCCUGGCCCAAGCGGCCAUGGCUCCAAGUCCACCGCCGAACAAGUCACUGAGAACUGUCCUAAUCUCCGUUCAUUCACCGCCAUCAUCACCGGUGCCACGUCAGGGAUCGGAGCCGAGACGGCUCGAGUGUUAGCUAAACGCGGCGCGAGGCUAGUCCUUCCGGCUCGGAACCUCAAAGCAGCGGUGGAAGCUAAGGCUCGUAUAGUAUCGGAGUUUCCUGAUUCGGAGAUUUUCGUCUUGGCUCUCGAUCUCAGCUCUCUCAAUUCGGUCCGAAGCUUCGUUGCAGAGUUUAUCUCUCUCAAUUUGCCUCUCAAUCUCCUCAUUAACAACGCCGGCAAAUUCUCAUACGAGCACGCAAUCUCCGAUGAUGGAAUUGAGAUGACCUUUGCUACCAAUUAUUUAGGUCAUUUUCUGUUGACGAAGCAGCUGGUGAAGAAGAUGAUUGAAACGGCAAAGACAGCAGGCGUUCAAGGACGGAUAGUGAACGUGUCGUCAGGCAUUCACAGCUGGUUUUCCGGCGAUGUAAUUCGUAGUGUCGGGGAGAUAACUCGAAACAAAAGUUGGUACGAUGCGACACGAGCUUAUGCCCUGUCGAAGCUGGCCAACGUUUUGCACACCAAGGAACUUGCUCACAGACUGAAGCAAAUGGAGGCAAAUGUGACCGUGAAUUGUGUUCAUCCGGGAAUUGUGAAAACCAGACUCACCAGAGACCGUGAAGGCCUCGUCACUGGUCACCACAAUAAUCUGCUAAAACUGAGUCUUUAUUAUGCAGUCACACAAACCCUUUAUAGUACUUCUGAACUUUUUAUGUUAAAAAAACAUGCAGAUCUGGUAUUCUUCUUCGGUUCAAAAUUCGUCAAGACGAUUCCUCAGGUAGAACGAGUACUAGUAAAGUAGUGUUCAAUGCUGAAGCCUUAAAUCAAAAAGCAUUAGUAUGAUUGAUGGUUAUGUUUUAUAGUGUAUAUAUAUAUAUUAUGGUAUGUUAUUUAAUUGAUCCCAAUUAUAAUUCGUCAAUAUUAUUAUUUGAAUUAUUGAAAAUUAUUAAUUGUUAUUCAGGCAUUGGUACGGCAUCUGAUUGAGAUUCAAAUGUUUGAUAAUUCUUAUUCAGGCAGCUGCGACGACUUGUUACGUGGCAACUAAUCCUAGACUUAAGAACGUAAGUGGGAAGUACUUCGCAGACUGCAAUGAAGCUUCAACGUCGAAAUUGGGUUCCAACUCAACCGAAGCAGCCCGUUUGUGGUCCGCCUCUGAAAUUAUGGUUUCCGGAGGUUCAAAAUUAGCAGCAGUUUUUGAUCCAUUCAAUGAGUUAGACUAAAUGUAAAUUAGUUAUAGUUACUCAAAAACGUAGGCAAGGUAUAAAAAAUUUAUAUUUAUACAUACACAGGAAAACAAAAGGAUAGAUAGUCUCUUUCUAGUCCCUCUAUUCUACGCUUGCCACCAACUACAUUCCUUUGAUUGCUUGUUGUACUGUGACGGAUCGGGAAGAUAAAAUAUUAUUAUAUUAUAUAUUACGAGGCCAUGUAAGCUCUCAAAUCUUGAGUAUAUAUAGCAGCGUAAGUGCAGAGAAAUGUCGACCGGUGUAUGUGUAUGUGUAUGAUAUGGGUUGUCCAACCUAUUAUACUAUAGAAAAACACAAUUUUAAUCGUAUGUCAUUAAAAAUAGUUGUUUCUUUAGGAUAGUGUUAUCCAUGUAAUAUAUGCAUGGCAAAUGGAAUUAUUGGUUCGUGCACACAUACUACAGUUGUGAUUAAAAAAUUAGUGUAUUAUACUACUCUCU
Messenger RNA from Ilex paraguariensis (yerba mate), 1869 nucleotides. NCBI's taxonomy places the organism in Eukaryota, Viridiplantae, Streptophyta, Magnoliopsida, Aquifoliales, Aquifoliaceae. The record is from the annotation of a GenBank genome assembly.